UACAUCUCAUACAGAUUCUCUGUGGACGCGUGACAGCAACCGCAGCAGCAGCGCGAGCACAGCACGUCACUCCAGACGACUUCAAUACAUCACAAUCCGCGCAGCCAAGGAAACCCACCAAAACUUUACCCCCCAAAUCCCAGGACCCUCGGGGUGGGGUAGAGCCGCAGAGAAGCAGCAGCGCAAACAAAAGCACUCCUCUUGGCUUUAAGAUACCAGCUGCAAAAAAAAAAGUUCAGAAACAAACUCAAGACGACAAGCGGAACCGAUCGGGGUCUCUCCACAUUUCCAUGCAAAACUUUUUCUGAAAUCAGUGAACGCGGAGCGACGAGCAUCAGACUGACGGACUGAAAAUGGCAAUCAUUUGGACAAUCAUUGUAUUUGGUCUCCUCCUGCAUGACGUGCAAUACGCCUCAACGGAUUCCACUCUGACCCCCACUAAUUCCAUUCCAUCCACCACUUCAAACCCCAGUUUAACCAGUUCACAGAAUCCUCCUCCAACCUCAUCAUCAAUCUCUACUGAUUUCAACUCUACAUCUGCCACGUCGAACCUUGCUACAUUCAACACACCGAUGCACACUCUAAACCCAACAAACCCUACUACACCAGUGUCCAACAGUCAGAUCACCUCAUCAAACCCUAGUGAAACCCCCUCACUAAGCACCACCUCACCGAACCCUACUAUAACCAUUUUACAGGAUUCCACCUCACCCAUUCCAACCAGUCACACUGACACAUCUGUAACAUCUUUGACUAUUACAGACACGCCCCAGCAACCAAAAAUGUCUGAUUCACCCCAACAAGACACAACCCAAAUCACAACAAUUCAACCCACCACAACACACUCAAAAGUUACUUCUAAAGAAUCCAGUACUCAAAACACACCAUCACCUAGCCAAGAUACCACCAGUUCAAAUAAACCUGCAACCACCAUCCAUAAAGAAAGUGGAACUACCCCUGUCAACCAGAGAGACACAUCAGCUGUCGCCACAAACCCAGCACCAAGCUUUACAACGGCUGUUUCUGAAAGUGUUCAGACGACGAAAACACAAGCAACUUCUGCUCCGACCACAUCAGUUGCUCCUGCGAUUAGCACCUCAACUCCCGAAAAUAUCUCUCAUCAGCGUGCCUUUGAUCAUAGCAGCAUCAGCAGCGAAAGUGUGGGGGACUUCAUUCUUGAAACCUGUAAGAUGAAGGGUGAGAAGAUGACAGGAGAUUGCUCGGUCACCUUUAAAGUGGAAGGCAAUCAAUUAAUUGCAACAGUAAAAAUAAACGCCGACCAAAUGAUGCCGACAGAAAGCAACAAACCAGAAAAGAAAGCAGAGGCUAGCAAGGAGACGGUACCAGACACGUUGAUUGCCAUCUUGGCUUCGAGUGGUGCUUUGGUGCUCAUUUUGUGCUGCUUUGCUGCGUACUGCACUUAUCAUCGCAGAUCCUACAGAAAGAACCAGCAACACCUGACGGAAGAGAUGCAAACAGUGGAGAAUGGUUAUCAUGACAAUCCAACACUGGAGGUGAUGGAGGUACAGCCGGAGAUGCAAGAGAAGAAACUGGCAUUGAACGGGGAGUUCAACGACAGCUGGAUCGUCCCCAUAGACAACCUGCUGAAAGAGGACAUACCUGAUGAAGAAGACACACACUUGUAAAGGCACCGGACGAAACCUGCUGCUCUCAUAAUGGUAGAUUGUGAACAGACAGAAUGUAGAAAAAGCAGAGAUUGAUGUAAAGACUUUCAAACAAUGGUUUCAUUUGGUUCCAGGAUGGACAUGCUGUAAUGAAAUAGUUAGAUGUCAAGUACAUGCUAGAAAUAGCAGAAAACCUUUUGUGUGACUGUGUAUGGGAAAGGGAAAUGUCCUGUCAAUGUGCCUUAACUUUUCUUUAUCACUCUCAUUUUAGCAUGUUGCUUAGCUAAGUAUCCAGUCCGUUUCAAAUUUAAAACGGAUUUGGUUCAUCUUUUAAUUUUUUUCCCACUGCAGUGCAUUCUGGGACUGCCUUAGAAUUUGUUCAAAAUGUGGCAGUUUUAUUGCCUUCGCAUUAGAGGCGUGCCACAUGAUGCCUUAAAAUGCCACCAAGUCAUGUGCAAAUUGCUCUUUUUUUUUUUUGUCUAGUGAAUUAUUCAGGAUUCACAGAGUUUCUGAUCAGUGGAUGUCCAUGAUUUUUCCAUGAAUUUUCCAAUAAUGUGAUUUGAAAAAAAAUCAGCACUCUCAAAUUAUCUUUACAUUACUUUUACAUUAAUUCAGUACAGUGGAAACCCUGUAUUAAUUCUUGAGUGGAAUGUAAUUGUUACGCUUGUAUAUAAUGCUUAUUUUUUUAUGCUCCUUCUUUCGUUUUCUGUUUAGGGAAGAUUAACACUCAUAGGCACCAAAUUACACUGUGACCAAUGGAUAACUCAUCCUGGUAAAUUAGACUAUGGUUCAAGAUAACUUUGGCAUUAUCUUCCCUCGGUUAUUAUCUUUCUGUGGUAAUUGUGAUAGUAUGAAGGUUUGUGGUCUUGUUAACCUGAAACAUUUGACUCUAAAUCCAACUCAAAUAUUAAAUAUUCAUAUGCCACUGUCUUUAGUUUGAAUUUUCAGUUUAGUACAUUGAUCACCUUUUUGUUUGGGGAUGUUUUAUUUAAUUGUUUUGAUGUUGAUUUCACCAAAAUAUAUAUUUUUUUUUAUUGUAUUUGCAUGCACAACGCCAAUUUUCAUUAUAAAGGAUUCACUGCUUCCUCGGUUUAGCUGAUCUACUUCCACCAAAGUAUUAAGUUUGAAUUUAUAGCUGUAUUCUUUAUUUGAAGUCAGUUUGCUACUAUGUACAAACGACAGGGGUCUGAUACACUGGAAGCCGCCUCUGUCAGAACGGACAGGGACGGCCAUGAUUUUUUUUAAUAAACUAAAAAAAUGUGA
Molecule: messenger RNA, 2888 nt
Organism: Pimephales promelas (fathead minnow)
Lineage: Eukaryota; Metazoa; Chordata; Actinopteri; Cypriniformes; Leuciscidae
Gene: podxl
Product: podocalyxin-like
Biological process (GO): regulation of microvillus assembly; cell migration; positive regulation of cell-cell adhesion mediated by integrin
Cellular component (GO): microvillus membrane; apical plasma membrane
Source: RefSeq, a predicted model, not a curated record